Molecule: messenger RNA, 705 nt
Organism: Symbiodinium sp. CCMP2592
Lineage: Eukaryota; Dinophyceae; Suessiales; Symbiodiniaceae
Source: the annotation of a GenBank genome assembly
AUGACUGUUCAAUCACGACUCAUGAGCACAGCUUUGUCAUGCCAGGUGAACAGCACAUGGCGUGGCAGACCUGAUGACGACAUGGACGACGAACUCGACAAAAGCAGGCGAUUGGAUCGGAUGCGGAAGCAGCUGGAGGAACAGCAGCGCCAGCUCGAAGAACGUGCUCGGCAGCUCCUACAAGGCCAGCGGCUGCACCAGGACGACCUGCAGGAGCUGGAGACGUAUCAAAAGCAGCAGCUGCAACAGUUUGAUGAACAGCAGGAGCAGAUGCAACGGGGAAGCGAGCUUUCGCCUGAGGAAUUGGUGUCACUGGAGCUGCCAGCAACUUCCCUGCCUGUGAUCUCGGAGCAUCCUGAGUAUUCACUGUUGGAUGAGAUGCAGCAGCAGCAGAUGCAGGAGCUGCAAAGACUUCAGUUCCAGUGGCAGCACGAACAAGAACAGCUUCAGCAGAAGCUACAGGAAACGCUGCGGCUGCCCGAGGAUCGGCGAUGCGCAAAGGCAGAGCUGCAAGACACCGACGAGGAGUCGAGCGAGCUCCCGGCAGAGACCUCCCUUCAGCUUGCGCCGUCUCCACAGGAUCAGAACGAGGAGCCGCAGCCAGCGCCGCUUUCGUCACAGACUGGAGGAGGCCGAGGAGCAAACGAAGCAAGACGCGCUUGCAGAGACGUUGCAGCCGCAUCCUGCCCAAGAAGCCACGGCUGA